AUGGAAACCAACAGGACUUUAAGGCCUUUACCAAUCAAUUGUGGGUCAAAGGUCGGUGAAUCACUAGUGAAUAGCAUUGAUGGCAGGCCUGAUGCAUGCCUUGGUGGGAGUACUUCGGCAGAGGGUAUAAAUUCAGCUAUGAUUGUUGAGGAUGUAUCUACUAAAACACAAGCACGAGUUGUUAAGGUCCUCGCUGAUUUGACUAGGUUCGAUAGAGAAGAAGUUACUGAGUCAGUGACCGAGCAAAGCAGGUUGCAGGAACUGAUUAUUGAGAAUGACCUUCUCAAGCAUUUGUUUGAAGCCAAAAUGGAAUACCCAAGUCGAAAUAAGUCUCAAAUUAGGUUUAGUGGCAGUAGUGAUGGCAAAGGUAGUUCCAGUGCCGCUGGAAAUGGAGGCAAUGGACAAGCCAGGCCCAGUUGGAGAGAGAAAUUAGUUGCAAGGGAUGUGCCGAGGGUGAAUUCACAAGGAGCAGCGUUUGACCAAGUUGAGGUUAGGGACUGUGUUCAGGGUGAACUAGUCAGAAAUGAGGAUGCUGGAUACAAAGGGGUACAAAGUCCGGCACAAAAUCAUCAUCUUAGUUUAGAUGGACAAAGUGAACAGUGGCAAAUAGUGAAGAGCAAAGGGAAGGAGAAAGUGAUAGAAGAGCAACCUUUAAGACCGGAGUGGAAUGCUUGUGACCCGUUUGUUUAUGAGGUAUGUGUGGAGGGUGUGGUGCUCUGGUUACGUCAAUGGUGCAAUGGUUCAUCCUCUAUUUUUGCUGCUUGUUUCGUGUUGUCACAUGCUACGGGUUUCGUGCUGUGUGGGUGCUGCUUGUUUGUUGCUGGUGGUUGUUCUGCUUGCUGGGGAUGUCUUGUGUUUUGUAUCACUAUGGGGGCAAGCUUACAGGGCCAGUGUGUUGCUGGUUUUUGUCUUGCCCUGCUGCUGCUUGGGCUUGCUGGAGCCUGGUCUUCCUGA
Messenger RNA from Ilex paraguariensis (yerba mate), 954 nucleotides. Lineage: Eukaryota; Viridiplantae; Streptophyta; Magnoliopsida; Aquifoliales; Aquifoliaceae. The record is from the annotation of a GenBank genome assembly.